AUGGCUUCGGCACCACCAAACAACCUCGAGGUGCCCCGCGAACAACCGGGUUGGGCAACCUCGACCACAUCAACCCUCGCCGGUGACGACCACGCCCUCGAGAAAAAUGUUCCCUACGCCAGCUCUGUUGGCGUCGGUGGCGACGGCAAGACGGAGCUUGACAGUGAAAAAGCUGUAGCGCAGCCUGGCGAGCCGAGUGAAGAUGAAUACCCUUCCGGCACCAAGCUCGCCUUUAUCGUCGUCGCCCUCGUCCUCGCCAUUUUCCUCCUCGCUCUCGACAUGACCAUUGUCGCUACUGCCAUUCCCAAAAUCACAGAAGAGUUUCAAGGUUUGGACAAGGUCGGUUGGUACGGCGCCGCCUUCUUCAUGACUGUUGGCGCUUUCCAGUCCACCUGGGGUAAAAUCUACAAGUAUUUCCCGCUCAAAGCCUCCUUUCUCAUUGCCAUUCUCAUCUUCGAGGUUGGCUCCGUCAUUUGCGGCGCCGCCCCCAACGCCGAGGCUCUCAUCACGGGCCGUGCCAUUGCCGGUCUUGGCGCGGCGGGACUCGGAGCCGGCGCCUACACCAUCAUUGCCUUUUCCGCGCCGCCCAAGAAGCGACCCGCCUUUACCGGCAUCCUCGGCGCCUCGUACGGCCUGGCCAGCGUCAUUGGCCCCUUGCUGGGCGGCGCUUUUACCGACAAUGUCUCUUGGCGCUGGUGCUUCUACAUUAACCUGCCCAUCGGUGCCGUUUCCGCCGGCGUCAUCUUUCUCUUCUUUCAGACUCCUCGCGCGGCGGUCCCGGAACAGGCCCCCCUCAAGGAAAAAAUUCUGCAGACGGACCCUCUGGGCGUCGUUCUCAUGAUGGGUGCCACCAUUACCUACAUCCUCGCUGUCCAGUAUGGCGGAUCUGCCCACGCCUGGAACUCUUCGACCGUCAUUGGUCUGCUUGUCGGCUUUGUCGCCAUCAUCGGUGCUUGGGUCGCACUUCAGUACUUUCAGGGUGAGCGAUCCAUGGUGUCGCCUCACCUCGUCAAGAACCGCGCCCUCGUCGUCGCCAUGAUUUACAGCUUCAUCUUUGCCGGCGGCUUCUUCGCCGCCAUCUACUAUAUCCCAGUGUACUUUCAGUCAGUGCACAACGCCAGCCCGACUAUGAGCGGCGUGCGCAACCUGCCCUUCAUCAUUGCAGUCACUAUUGCUACCAUUGCUAGCGGUGCCAUUGUGUCUGCUACCGGCUACUACCAGCCUCUUCUCAUCGGCGGCGGUGCCGUCGCCACCAUCGGCGCGGGACUGCUCUUCCUCUUCAACGUCAACACCUCAACCGGCACCUGGAUUGGCUACCAGAUCGUCGCCGGCGCCGGCUGGGGCGCUGCCUUUCAGGUUCCCAUGAUUAUUGUCCAGGGUACGGUCGAGGCCAAGGAUCUCGCCUCCGCUACCGGGAUGCUCCUGUUCUUCCAGGGCCUCGGCGGAGCUUUCCUCGUCUCCGCUGCCCAGUCUGCCUUCCUGAACCAGAUGGUCAGCUAUGUUGUGCGACACGCCCCCGAAAUUGACAAGGGCACUCUCAUCCUGACUGGCGCCACCAACAUUCGACAAGCUUUCCCUGCCGACCAGAUCCCCGUCGUCAUUGACGGGUACAUGCACGGUCUCAAGGUUGUCUUUGCACUCUGCAUUGCGGCUACUGGCGUGGCCACCCUGGUCAGUCUCUUUACUCGCUGGACGAAGCUCAAGCAGGGCGCUGGUGCUGGUGGUAUGGCCUAG
Messenger RNA from Beauveria bassiana ARSEF 2860, 1734 nucleotides. Its product is annotated as major facilitator superfamily transporter. The transcript has 2 exons. The record is from RefSeq and is a predicted model, not a curated record. Bases 1 to 1734 code for a protein of 577 amino acids. NCBI's taxonomy places the organism in Eukaryota, Fungi, Ascomycota, Sordariomycetes, Hypocreales, Cordycipitaceae. Gene Ontology annotation, molecular function: transmembrane transporter activity. Gene Ontology annotation, biological process: transmembrane transport.